Molecule: messenger RNA, 1134 nt
Organism: Paraglomus occultum
Lineage: Eukaryota; Fungi; Glomeromycota; Glomeromycetes; Paraglomerales; Paraglomeraceae
Source: the annotation of a GenBank genome assembly
AUGAGUCUGUCUAAACGUGUAUUUUUUCUAGUACAGCUUUUGAAGUAUGACCCGCAGCGAUCUAUCGCAGCUAUUAUCAAGGCUGUUGUUGCUCCACGCCGACAGAACAGUACGGUCAGAGUGAUCAACACCAUUGUAGACGACAAGGCAGAAAAGUUGAGAAAGACGGGACAGCAAAAUGCCCAAAUCGAGAGCCUUAGAAAAAAGUUGAAAAACUUAGAAGAGGCGCGAGCUGCCGAAAUUAAGGACCUUAGCGAGAGGUUGACAAAGGUGGAAGAGGCACGAGCUGCAGAGAUAGGGCGUCUUCGUGAAGAGUUGAAAUUGGCGGAAGAGCAAGCUGCUUGGAUCGAAAGCAUUCCUGCAGAGUUGAAGCCGACCAAAGAGCAAUAUGAAGAGGCUAAGUCUAUGCUCAAAGACCCUGACGGCCUUCUUUACCAUUUCGCUGUUGCUGGACAUGCUGGUACUGGGAAGUCUUCUUUAAUCAAUGCUCUCCGAGGUUGUAAAGAUAAAGAUAAAGGUGCGGCCAAAGUCGGCGUUGCUGAGACAACCACGAAGAUAGGCCGACAUCCAGACACAAAUUCAGUACUCAACAAAUUUGUAUGGUAUGAUAUUCCAGGUGCUGGCACACAAGCCAAUAGAGUAGAGCAGUAUGUCAUUGAUAAAGGGCUUUUUGUUUUUGACUUUAUUAUCAUUUGUUGGAAAGACCGAAUCAUGGAGACCGAUAUGCAAAUCCUCAAUUCAUGUAAAAUAUGGAAAAUACCUACCUUCCUUGUUCGGACAAAUUCCCGGACACAUAUCAAUAACCUAAAGCAAAGUGAGGAUAUAACAGAAGAAGAAGCAACUGACAUGCUUAAAAACGAGACACGCGAAACUGUCGAAAGAAAUCUGAGAGAGGGUAAUUACAAUGAACCGAACAAGAAAGUUUAUAUCAUCGAUAGACAUAUCUUGGGCAAAAUUGUUUCAAGUUUUACAAAGAAGUUACACUCAACAGAAGAUUUUACAAAGUCCCACUCGAUAAAAAAUUACAAUAUUACAGAAGAUGACAUUCGGACAGUAGUAGAUGCAGAAGGCAUAAUAGAUGAAGUCGAUCUCUUAAAGGACCCGCUUGAAACAGCGAAAGAGCGUCGACGUUAG